UUCUUUCUUCUUCCGUAAUGAGAUACGUUCAUCCGCUUCAGUUAAAAUUUAUUCAUUUGAAUGAUAAUACUAAAAGCAAAUUUGUGGUGGAAACCAAAAACUUCCAUUGGACAGUUAUAGCAUGUAGCACCGGGUUUCUUAGACGUUUUUAUUCACCUAUGACACUAAGGGUAGACCUCCCGAGACCAAAGUCACUGGUUACCGCCUAUUUCAAAUUCCUUGCGGCCAACGCGCUUCGAACGUCGCGAAUACUUUAGACUCUCCUUUGAUUCCUUCUGAGCAUUGUAGACCAUUGAUGCGCUAAUUGAGCCGUUUACAGUACUUGAACCAUCGCAGAAUCCUUGCAAUAAACUCUCAUUUAAGACAACCGGAUGUUUCUAAGUCGCUCAGUUAGGUACUUAGACCGACUUUUUUGGAAUCCACGAACACGUAAUCGGUUAUCUAAUUAAUCAGAUCAUGCCAGCGGGGUCGGGCAUCUUUCACUGGCUGACAAUGUUAAUUGCCUAAUAUCGCAUAUCACGGACACCAUAAUGCUCUAAUACUCGACGUACUCUGAAUAAGGAAAACAUUAAAAGCCGGUUAAUUUGUGCGUGGGUAUAAAACCACCAGACAAACUCGCCUUGUUAGCAUUUUAGUGAAAACAACUCGUGAACAACAGCCAGGAGCUGAACUUGGAAAACUGUGACCUUUCUUCGCCAGACCUACUUUAGUUGUCAGCAAACUACUAAGUUACAGUUGUAAUAACUGCAAACCCUAUUUCUCCGAUUGUUCUCGUAGUCCAAAGAAAUACUGCCCGUCGAUAUAAAGAUGGGAGACUUAAACCAAACGUUCCCGAACAACAGCGGUGGUUCAUCAUGCAGCAUGAAGGCUUCACAAGCAGAUCGCGAUGGUAAGAUCGCUGGCUACUCUCUCAUUCUCAUAAUCUCUCUCUUGGGUAACAUCCUCGUCAUUUUGGUCGUCUACAAGAACAGAAACAUGAGAAAGACAAUCAAUUUCUUUAUAGUCAACAUGGCAGCAUCUGAUUUGAUCAUACCUUUAGUGGUAAUGCCUAUGCAGAUAUCUCGUACAGUUUACGGGCACUGGAUAGUGGAUGCUCCCGCAAGAGAAGUUCUAUGUAAGAUUACGUUUUUCUUGAGCGAACUCCCAGGGCUCGUAUCUGUACUAAGCCUGAUUUGUAUGGCCAUCGAUAGGUUUGUCGGAGUCGUCUUCCCACUACGCGCAGGAUUGAUUUCAUCCAAAGUACGAAUCGCCAUGAUAGUCGCAACCUGGGUCAUUUCUUUGGGCUUUUCUAUCACAUCGUUUUACACGAUGCGUGUAGUCAUUGGCCGUAAUGGAAAGCCUCAUUGUAUAAUGCGAUGGCAUGAUGAUAUAGAGAAACACAUGGUUGCUCUCAAGACUUACUCUACCAUUCUGUCCGUAGUCUUUUUUGUUACACCUCUAAUCCUGCUCGUUCUUUUCUACUCCGUUAUUCUCAUCACUCUUGGUAAAAGGAAGUUCCCCCGUGUGAACCAGUCGCAAGAGGCGAAGAAAAGAAACCGUCGAGUGUCUCGCAGCGCCACAGUCAUCGCAUUUACGAUCGUAAUGGUCUUCUGGAUUUGCUGGUGCCCGUAUAACACUAUUAUGUUUCUGUGGGCAUUCAAAUGGGAUUGGAAUUUCCCGACGUUUUGCAGCUUUAGGACCAUAUUCGUCAUCUGUCAGUUCUUAACCUGGGCCAACGCUGCUGUCAACCCAUGCAUUUACUUUGUCUUGAUCGAUAACUACAGGAAAGGGCUGCGAACUGUCUUUCCAAGGACACUCUCGGCAUCGCUCAACAGCAGUUUGAAAAUGGCUGGACGUAGUGCAGCAAGACACGACACCCAGCAGGUUAAUGAUGAAGGUGACUGCCUGGAAUUAGUUGACCAGUAAAAGCAUACUGUUCUUCGUCGAAUGCGUAGAGAAAAAAGCGCUAACUUGUCUAACUUUUUCAACAUCCCAUCGGAAAAAAAUAUCACUAGGUCAGUUUUUUCUCCUGGAUUUGUCAUGUGUUACAUAUAGAUCCACUACUCGUUUUAAAAAAGGCAAAGAACAACCAAGCAAGGAACACGGUCCUUCCAGAACAAUCAACAUCAAAGAGCAAAAUUACAUAGUAAAAGAUGUCACUUGGCAAAACACUCGAUCUUAUAUAUUAAUCAAUAGUGAAAAUAGCUCCUAAUAAUCCUAAAACCAGUAAACUAGUAUUAACUAUGUCAUGGUUACGAUUGUACAUAGACAGUUUUUAAGGGAAAACGUUUUAUGGCCGUUACUAAAACCUAGUUUAAUCGGUUGUAGAGUUAGGGUUCCAGAACUAAAAUAUCUAAGACUGAGCAAUCCAAAAGGAAGCCCGAGGGAUUUAUGCUUAGUGAGAUACAAAAUCAGUUUUAGCAGUCUAGCGAAAGGUUUUUCAAUUUUGUUUGAUUUUAAUCAGUGAUGUUUGAUAACCAUGGGGGAAAAAGGUUUCAAGUAGAAUGUGUAUGCAUAAGAAAUACGUUGAAACUUGGAUUUUCAAUACUAUUGUCAGUCAAAAUA
Molecule: messenger RNA, 2544 nt
Organism: Actinia tenebrosa (Australian red waratah sea anemone)
Lineage: Eukaryota; Metazoa; Cnidaria; Anthozoa; Actiniaria; Actiniidae
Product: QRFP-like peptide receptor
Biological process (GO): G protein-coupled receptor signaling pathway
Cellular component (GO): membrane
Molecular function (GO): G protein-coupled receptor activity
Source: RefSeq, a predicted model, not a curated record